GAGAUUCAGAGACAAUCAACAUGCUGGGACAACUUCUUGUUUUGGGGCUUUCUUGGACACCACUAGCAGUCUGUUUUCUCACAACCGAGCCCUUGGAUUCAAAGUUAGUGUUUGACCCUGCGUUUUACGUGAAUACUCACGCCGACCUGCACGGACUGCGAACAACAAACGAGGCCAGGAAGCAUUGGCUGUCGACUGGAAUCAAAGAAGGCCGACAGGGCUGUGGAAGUUUCCACUCGGUCCAGUACCUCAAGAGAUACUCGGAUCUGUCGAAGGCGUUUGGAACAGACUACCGCCAGGCCAUAGAGCACUACCUGACCAACGGUUACUCCAAGGAGGGCCGACUGGGGAUCGUAGAAGGCGGGGACGAGGGACGCUGGACCAUCUCAAGCCACCAUCAUGACUUGUUCCUCAGUGCCUCUAAGCGCACGGGUGGAGCUGUGGACAGCCUGGUUUGGGACCACAAGGAAUUCCUCAACAGUUGGGAUCACGGGCGUGAAAUGCAGAUGGCUAUGAACACCCAUCCAUGGGGUGAAUGCUUCAACCCCACAGAGGCCGGCGGCAGAGACGACGCCAUUCACGACACCACAAAGUCCACAGUCCUUCAUGUCAGAGCACAUCAAAACACCAUGGAAACAGCGAAUUACCCAGCAUUUUGGUUGAGACCUGGUACCAAACAAACACGGCCGGGCCAUGGUCCAUGUGGUCACGACAAACCAGCUCUCAACAAAAACACCGUGUAUAAACACCAGUUUUCCAAGACCGUCACCAUUGGGUGCGCAGGGCUGGACAACUGUAUCAAAUUCGUAUCGAACUUUACUCUUGGGGGACACUGGCCAGAUGGGUACACAGGAAUUAAUUUGGAAUCCCCCGCCUGCUAUAUGACGAGUGACUUCAACGUUUUGCUUAACUACGAUUUAACCACAAGGAAAGCACACACAUUCAACAGCAACAGGAGGCCUACCGUUCUGGCAACGUCUGACGGUCGUCAUGCCAUGGGACUAUACGCCCCAAGCGGUCAAGACAGCGACGAGUUCCAGUAUUACGACGCCAAGUCAUUCGGAACCAAUUUCGCUUCCGGUACAAACAAACUGAACGUUGUCUUCCGGAAAAACCCGUUCCCAGACGGUACAACAAAACACAUGGUCUACACCUCUUACGCAUGCGUGGGAUCCAGAAACGUGGUCACAAGCUGUUUAGAUGCAGUCCACAAGGCCUAUCCUUCUGUGUAAAUGAUAAUACCAUUUACUCCACUUAAAUAAUAUAAAAAAAUAUAAUAAAAGUGUCUCUUCUAUACCUAAAUGAUUGCAUGGCUAUACAUAUUUUGAUAAAAUUUAUGCUUUCCGUGACAAAAAAAAAACCCAUUAAAAUAUCAAGUUUAACGACGUGGCCAUGCAUGCACAACACAAGCUUCAGAUUUCCUUUUUGGUAUGAAGGUUCACACUGAUUUCUGUAUUUAUUACGCCGAGCUCACAAAAUUAAACUUGGGGCCGAUACGACGGUGGCUAGCAUUAUAAUGGGAGGAAACGCAAUUCGAUCUGCAUGUUGCUAACAGACCUUCCAACGUAUACGAGGAAGCCAGCGUGGGUUCACAUUCAGGUUAACAUCGCUGCUCCUUAAACUGGGACUGUUUAGAAUUCUGGUUUGUUAAGCGACGUUCUGAAAAUAGUAAUUUGCUUAGUUUUUGUAACUUACAGUGAUCAACAUGCAGAGCAUCGGCAAUGGAACACCCCCUCGUGAUUCACAUGUAUACAAAACCUGAGCUUAAUAUGUGCAGUACUUUUUAACCUAUUAUCCUGAACAUUCAUCUCAGCAUUCGCCGUUAUUCGACGCCGACGCUCAAAGUAUUACAUAAGAUACGUCUGUUCUUUGUG
Messenger RNA from Liolophura sinensis, 1874 nucleotides. RefSeq lists its product as uncharacterized. The record is from RefSeq and is a predicted model, not a curated record. The coding region runs from base 21 to 1232 and encodes 403 amino acids. The transcript has 5 exons. Lineage: Eukaryota; Metazoa; Mollusca; Polyplacophora; Chitonida; Chitonidae.